Glycine soja is the source of this 636-nucleotide messenger RNA. Its product is annotated as 50S ribosomal protein L4, chloroplastic-like. Lineage: Eukaryota; Viridiplantae; Streptophyta; Magnoliopsida; Fabales; Fabaceae. Gene Ontology annotation, cellular component: ribosome. The record is from RefSeq and is a predicted model, not a curated record. The coding region runs from base 31 to 636 and encodes 201 amino acids. Gene Ontology annotation, molecular function: structural constituent of ribosome. Gene Ontology annotation, biological process: translation. The transcript has a single exon.
UCUUUGAGUUUGAGAGAACUUGAAACAACAAUGGCUUCACUUUCCCUCUCUCUCUCCACACCAACAACACCAACCUCUCUUUCCUUCACAUCAUCCUCCAUCUUCUUCUCUUCACACCAAUUCCACACACACAAUAAUUCUUUCAAGUCCAACAACUUUCCCAUUUUACCCUCCAAAAACCCCCUCUCCAUUUCCUGCAAGGCCUCCCCUCCUCUUCCCGUCCUCAACUUCUCUGGCGAGAAGGUCGGCGAGUCCUUCCUCGACCUCCGCUUCGCCCCUCCCGACACCGCUCGUGUCGUCGUCCACCAUGCCGUCGUCACCGACCUCCAGAACAAGCGCCGCGGCACCGCCUCCACCCUCACCCGCGGCGAGGUCCGAGGCGGCGGCCGGAAGCCCUUCCCGCAGAAAAAAACCAGUCGCGCCUACCGGCCCUGCGGAGGCGUCAUCUUCGGCCCGAAGGCCCACGACUGGUGCAUCAAGAUCAACUGCAAGGAGAAGCGCCUCGCCAUCUCCACCGCUGUUGCCAACGUCGUCGCCAGUGCCGUUGUGGUGGAGGACUUCGCAGCGGAGUUCGCCGAGAAGCUAAAGACAAAGGAGUUCAUCGCAGCGAUGAAGCUGUUACAAGAGAGAGAAUAG